Messenger RNA from Kwoniella shivajii, 1329 nucleotides. RefSeq lists its product as uncharacterized. The transcript has a single exon. Lineage: Eukaryota; Fungi; Basidiomycota; Tremellomycetes; Tremellales; Cryptococcaceae. Gene Ontology annotation, molecular function: protein binding. The record is from RefSeq and is a predicted model, not a curated record. The coding region runs from base 1 to 1329 and encodes 442 amino acids.
AUGCCAAGCAAGAAGACCAUGUUCACUUUCGUUCACGAAACCACCGCACCAAUCUCCCAUUCAAGUAGUCUCUCAACAACCUUCUUCUCAAGAUUCCCACCCGAAAUCGCUUCCGUCAUCUUCUCUUAUAUGGAUCAUCAACCUCCUCCAGAUAAACUCAACCUAAUCCUCACCUCUCGAACUAUGUAUUCACGCUUUCUCCCUUCAUUGUACAGACGACUUUGUCUGCGUAGAGGGAAUGUAGGGAGGAUUUUGGAUUCCAAGUUUCAGCCUAAACUAUCUCAUCAGCUCACUGCUUUUCAUGGGCAUUCCAGAAGAACAAAAAUAGGUCACGGUCGAUUAAACUCCAGGAAAGAUGAUGUGAGUAGCAGUGACGAAGAUCAUGAUCAGUCUGUUUCAGAGAGUAGAACUGUAGAAGAGGUAGAUUUACGAACCGGAGCUAUUGGAAAACUCAAGCGCAAAUUCGAUAAGUUGAAACAUGUCAAUUCACUCAUUGUAGUCGAUUGGAAAGCUGCAAAAUCGAUUGCAUCGUAUAUCACCCUAUUUAACGAAGUAUGCGAGAAGUUUCCCGAGCAGAAAGGAGACAACAGAAAGCAUGAGAAGGUGGAUGGGGAUCUUGUAGACGAAGAAGACAAGGACAAACUUUAUCCGAGGGACAAGAACACUCUUUUCCCAAACCUUCAAACUUUAUCUUAUGGAAUAUCAUUUCUUCAAAGCAAUGAAUUUUAUCCAUCGUGUACCUGUGAUUCGAUACCCCCUUCUAACGACGUGCUAGAAGCCCUCUCAACACUUACUCCAAAACACAUAUGUGCGAAUUGGUAUCCUUCGAUCAAACAUCAUCAUGACGAUCCAGGUCUAGAAGAUAACAUGAACAACCUUAUUGGUGAUAGGGACCUCGAAUCAUUCACUUGGCAUGGAAUUCGUUCUUCAACCUCUUUACCUGAUUUCGCGGGUCGAUCUUCCGUUACCCGGGUCUUCUGUAGUGAUUGUGGUGAAGAAGAUGUGGAGGAGGAAAUCGAUGUUAGCGGCGAAAGUUACUAUGGAUUAGGAUGUAGAUGUAAGGCAAGACUCAAAGAAGCUUCAUUACUAGCAAGAGUAGUGUACGGUAUGCGCAACGAUAUGGCCCAAGUGGAAGUCAUUAAUCUGACUUGUCUAGGGGAUAUAGGAAAGGAAAGGAUCGAGAUUGAUGGGAGAUUAUUGGAUGUAGGAGAGACUAAGCAGCAGAUCGUUCAAGUCUAUAAAGGUGGACAGAAAACGAAGUACGAAUUGAACAUAUGGGUCACAAGUAAAGAACAAGCGAGACCUUGUAUCUGUUGUGGGGAGAUGUAA